CCCCUCUCCUGUAUUCCUGUGUAUAUUACGAAUAUAAAUCCUUGAAUGCUGAAAAUGGAUUGAAAAAUCAACGAUCCCUGCCGACAAUACUAAUCCCACGGCGAUAUUAUAAAUGAAAUAUGUAGUGAGUCGAGUACAGUCGUACAACAACAUCGUAUGAUUCCCGCGUAGUCGGACACGCGUUCUUUAUCGGCUCAUGAUUGCAUAAUCACACGACGACUAACACAUUUUGUGAAUAAACAUACUUUCCCGAGUACACGCUCGUGACGAAGCGCGAUAACGGGCCGCAUAUCGAUGAUAUACGAGUGCCAUCGUGCUCUUGCGCCUGUGCACAGUUCGCGUUCUCCUCCUCGUUCAGUGACCGAGAUCGGAUCAGAUCGGAUCGUACAAGGAACCAGUCGAUGGCUCUCUCCUGGAGGCUGCUGGCGACCGCGCGGCUGGUCGAGAGAUCACGCGACUCGAUAUGCCGAUUUGUGUCGAUCAGCUCGAUUCGCUUCGGCAAAGUGGUGCCUUUCAAAUUAUCAGAUAUUGGCGAAGGAAUUCGGGACGUUUCGAUAAAGGAAUGGUUCGUGAAACCGGGAGAUCGGGUACGUCAAUUCGACGAGAUCUGCGAGGUGCAGAGCGACAAGGCAUCAGUGGCGAUUACCAGCCGCUACGAUGGCGUCAUCAAGACCUUGCACUUCAAGGUAGACGACGUUGCUAUGAUCGGAGCGGCCUUGCUCGACAUUGAAAUAGAGGACGACGCGGAGGAUACUGCAAGCGAUACAAGCACGAGUGAAUCGAGGGAUCAACAAUCGACCGGUAAUUCUAACGAAGAGAAAAAAGCAACGGACAUUGAAAUAGAAAGUAGCCUACAGAACAUAGAGAAGGUGUUGGCGACUCCAGCGGUGAGGAAAAUAGCCACGGAGAACAAUAUCAGGCUGACAGACGUGAAACCGACCGGCAAGGGAGGACGGGUGCUCAAAGAGGAUGUGCUAGCUCAUUUGCAGAAAAUUUCUGCGCCCUCGCAAGUCAAGGAGCAAAUUCCCACGCAACCGAACAUAACGGGGAAGACGGUCGAACUUAAGGGUUACACGCGUCACAUGUGGAAGACUAUGACAAAGUCCCUGAGUAUCCCGCACUUCGUCUACAGCGACGAGUGCAACGUAGACCAGGUUAUGAGUUACCGAAACGAAGUGAAGGAUUCCUUGAAGGAUCGAGGCGUCGCUAUGACUCUGAUGCCGUUCUUCGUGAAGGCAGCCUCGAGAGCGCUCGAACAGUUUCCCGAGUUGAAUGCCUGGCUGGACGAGGAGGGUCAGACGCUGCGAGUUAUGGAUAAUCACAACAUCGGAAUCGCGAUGGACACUGCCGACGGUUUGGUGGUGCCGAAUAUCAAGAACGUGCAGAAUCUCGACAUUUACGCGAUCGCGAAGGAACUCAACAGGCUCCAGGAGCUCGGAAGACGAGCAUCGUUACCGCUCAACGACCUGUCCGGCACUACAUUCUCACUGUCGAACAUAGGUGUGAUUGGUGGGACGUAUAUGAAGCCGGUAAUUCUACCACCGCAAGUGAUAAUUGGUGCGUUCGGAAGAGCACGGAUGAUACCGCAGUUCAAUGAGCACAAGUCGGUGGUGCCAAUGAACAUGAUGCCGGUCAGCUGGUCGGCCGACCAUCGCGUUCUUGAUGGCGUCACGGUGGCUAAAUUUUCCAAUUUGUGGAAGUAUUACGUAGAAAAUCCCAUACAUAUGCUGAUCGGCGCAUAAAGAUGCAAUGUAAGAUGCUGGACUAGACAAUAUUUGGGCAAAAAGGUGAUCAUGAUGUAUGCUUGUGUUCGGAAUUCUCAUAUUGUUCGCUUUACAAAAACGUUACCUCUGUUAUGACAAUUCUAGAUAACGCAAAAGACGUUGGUAACUUCUGGGGAAAAAGCCUGAUUUAAAAAUUUCAAUUAUAUUUAUACAUAUAUUUGUUUUCUUUGGAAGUAACGAAAAUUCGUACGUAUUUCUUAGUAAUGAGUCCAAUUUGAUGAAUCCAAAGCUCCAAUGAAGGUAGCUCUUAAGUUAAGCUCCAAUGAAGUUAGCGUUAUUCUAUAUAUAUAUAAUUAUAAAUUGAUUAUUACGAUGAAGAUAUUUUUAUAAAUUGAUAUGUAAGGUCUCGCGUUGUAUAUUGAGAUAGAAAAAUUGUACGUUACGAAGUUCAAUAAAUCGUUAUAGCACUUUGUACG
Messenger RNA from Ooceraea biroi (clonal raider ant), 2200 nucleotides. RefSeq names its product Dihydrolipoamide branched chain transacylase E2 (gene Dbct). Gene Ontology annotation, molecular function: lipoic acid binding; acetyltransferase activity. The record is from RefSeq and is a predicted model, not a curated record. Lineage: Eukaryota; Metazoa; Arthropoda; Insecta; Hymenoptera; Formicidae. Gene Ontology annotation, cellular component: cytoplasm; mitochondrion.